This is a messenger RNA of Coccidioides immitis RS, 954 nucleotides long. RefSeq lists its product as uncharacterized. NCBI's taxonomy places the organism in Eukaryota, Fungi, Ascomycota, Eurotiomycetes, Onygenales, Onygenaceae. The record is from RefSeq and is a predicted model, not a curated record. Bases 103 to 450 code for a protein of 115 amino acids. The transcript is spliced from 4 exons.
CAAACGCGGAUACCUAGCUUCCCCGACGUCACAACCCAGUGAUACCCCUCAUCCCACUGUCUUUCGCUUGCACAGAUUUCAGCCAAAGCCCCCUUGUGAAAAAUGGCCGCUGCUACCGUUAACGGAGUGACCCGCCCCACAUGGCAGGAAAAACUUCAAGAUUAUUGCAAGCUGUCACAGCUGCCGGAGCCGGUUUUCAGCCUCGUAUCGGACCGCCGAGGAGGUCGAACCGCCUGGUCGAGUAGUGUGACCAUCCAGGGUACGAACUUCGCUGCUCGCUAUUUCUACGACGGCCAAUACCUCCACAAUGCCAAAGAAGACGCCGCCGAAGUUGCGCUCACGUGUCUGAACUCGCAAUUGUCAGCGCCGCUCUCUACCACCCUGCCAGGACAGCUUUACACUCAAAACCAACAGGGGAACACACACAGCCGAUCCAACCGGCCUUCCUAGUUGCAAGGCACCGUCGCCUUGACACGGCUUCUUCUAGUACAAACUACGUCCCACCACCGCAUUUCUUUCGUGAUUACGUCUCGGCGAGAUAUCGUCAUUACAGCUCCAUUACCUUUCCAUAACUUCCUCCCCGAUGAUCGAUUUUCUAGACAUAUCACCAUGACGUCUCGUCGCGGCGUAACUUCACAUGUACCUCCCUCUAUCCUUUUCUUCCUCUUCUUCCUCUCUCCUCUUUUGGCUAGAUUUUUAGGGCAGCCUGUACGUUUGACACGGCAGAAAUGGGCUUUUUUUUUGUACUUCACAGUUUGAAAAGAGCGGCGGAUUUCUUUGAUCAUUGGGAAAGGAAUAGGGCAACCUUUUUUUUUUUUUUUCUUAUUUUUCUAUUUUACAGAAUAUCGUGGAGGCAUCUUGGUUACCGUUUCUCAUCGAUUUGCAGCAUUUUUAUUUCUUCGCAUUUUAUGAGCUAGUUUGAUAUUCAGCUACAUUGGGAAAUUGGGUUUUGGA